Molecule: messenger RNA, 1272 nt
Organism: Grosmannia clavigera kw1407
Lineage: Eukaryota; Fungi; Ascomycota; Sordariomycetes; Ophiostomatales; Ophiostomataceae
Product: evolved d-pantonohydrolase
Exons: 8
Coding region: 1-1272 (423 amino acids)
Source: RefSeq, a predicted model, not a curated record
AUGACUCCGUUCAAGCCUUCAGCAUUGGCCAGCGGGCCUUCACCGCUGGCCGUCGCAUCUGCCCUUGUCGCCAUGCUCGGGUCAGUCUAUGCAAAGCAUCCACGGAUGCUCGCCUCGUCGCCGACCGCCAUCCCGUCUCAGGCUCAGGUCAUCGACUCCAAGAGCUUUGCCGUCCUGUCAAGCGUUCCCCCAGUGACGUCCAGCAAUGGAAGUGCGCCCUUUGUGCCACCUGGACACACCCUGGACUCUCUGCGCGCCCAGCCGUUCCACGUCUACGAUGACGCCUUUUACGACAUUCUGGGCGCCAACCCGACCCUCUCGCUCGUCGCAGAGUCCGAGACGGAUCCUCUCUUCCACGAGGCCGUCAUCUGGUUCCCCGACACCGAAGACAUAUUCUUCGUCCAGAACGCCGGCGCAAAGGCUGCCGGCACCGGUUUGGCCAAGUCCAGCAUCAUCCAGAAGGUCUCUCUGGCUGCCGUCGAGAAGGCUGCAGCAGCUGGCACACUUGUCCAGGUCGACACCGUCGACGCCUCGCCCCAGGUGCUCAACCCGAACGGCGGCACAAACUACCGCGGCCAGCUGCUCUUUGCGGCCGAGGGCCAGGGAGACCAGCUACCGUCAGCCCUGUAUCUCGUCAACCCGCGGCCGCCUUACAACUCCACAGUCCUCCUCAACAACUUCUUCGGCCGCCAGUUCAGCUCGCUCAACGACGUGGCCGUGCAUCCGCUCAACCGCGACGUGUACUUUACCGACACGCUGUAUGGCUACCUGCAGGACUUCCGACCGCCACCAGGCAUGCGAAACCAGGUGUAUCGCUUCAGUCCGGACACCGGCGCAGUCACCGUCGUCGCCGACGGGUUCAGCCUGCCCAACGGCUUUAACUUCUCCCCGGACGGUGCCUACGCCUAUGUGACCGACAGCGGCCGAAAUCGCGGCUUCACCGGGAACUAUCAUUUUUCUGAGCCGGCCACAAUUUACCGCUUCAACGUGAGCGCCGAUGGCACCCUUGAGAAUCGCAAGACUUUUGCCUAUGCCGACACAGGCGUCCCGGACGGCGUCCAUGUCGACGAAAAAGGCAACGUUUAUGUCGGCUGUGGCGGCGGUGUUCAAGUCUGGAGUCCGUCCGGCACGCUGUUGGGAAAGAUCUUCCUCGGUACAGGCGCCGCCAACUUCCAGUUUGCCGGCAGUGGUCGCAUGAUCAUAUGCGCCGAGACGCAGCUGUACUAUGCCACGCUGGCAGCCACGGGGUCCUUUGUACAGUCUGAACUUUGA